This is a messenger RNA of Mesitornis unicolor (brown roatelo), 1256 nucleotides long. RefSeq names its product FCH domain only protein 1-like. The transcript is spliced from 14 exons. Gene Ontology annotation, biological process: clathrin coat assembly; clathrin-dependent endocytosis. The annotation marks the transcript as partial. Gene Ontology annotation, cellular component: plasma membrane; clathrin-coated pit; cytoplasm. Lineage: Eukaryota; Metazoa; Chordata; Aves; Mesitornithiformes; Mesitornithidae. The record is from RefSeq and is a predicted model, not a curated record.
AUGUCCUACUUCACCGAGCACUUCUGGGGCGAGAAGAACCACGGCUUCGACGUGCUGUAUCACAACAUGAAGCACGGGCAGAUCUCCACCAAGGAGCUGGCCGACUUCGUCCGCGAGAGGGCUGCCAUUGAGGAGAACUACGCCAAGGCCAUGGUGAAGCUGUCAAAGAUGGCCACCAACGGCACCCAGCUGGGGACUUUUGCUCCGCUGUGGGAGGUUUUCCGCAUCUCCUCGGACAAACUAGCCCUGUGCCACCUGGAGCUGAUGAAGAAGCUCCAGGACCUCAUCAAGGAGAUCUCGCGCUACGGCGAGGAGCAAGGCCGGGUGCACAAGAAGUCCAAGGAGGAGGUGUCAGGGACGCUGGAGGCCGUCCAGCUGCUGCACGGAGUGGCCCAGAUGUUACCCAAAUCCAAGGAGAGCUACCACAGCAAGUGCCAGGAGUACGAGCGGCUGUGCAAGGAGGGCACCAGCCAGAAGGAGAUUGACAAGGCAGAGCUGAAGUCCAAGAAAGCGGGGGAGGCGCUGCGGCGGGCGGUGGAGAAAUACAAUGCUGCCCGUGCCGACUUCGAGCAGAGGAUGCUGGAUUCGGCCGUGCGCUUCCAGGAGGUGGAAGAAGCCCACCUCCGCCACAUGAAGGGGCUCAUCGGCUCCUACUCGCACUCCCUCGGAGACACCCACGUCCGUCCAGAUCGGGUGCAUGAGGAAUUCAAGCAAAAUGUGGAAAACAUCGGCACCGAGAUGCUGCUCCGGAGAUUUGCCGAAAGCAAGGGCACGGGGCGAGAGCGACCAGGAGCGUUGGAUUUUGAGGAAUACCGACUGGCCCCAGCACAGGAAGGACCCAAGAGGAGCCGUAGCAAAGCUUUCCGGAUUCCUGGGUUGAGCCGUAAGGAGAGGGAUCGGGAUGCUGUGUAAGAUCCCUGCGCAAGCACCUCUCUGAGCAUCUCCCCGCAGGGCUGUCCAGAGGUGGACGAGGACGGCUUCACCAUGCGCCCCGACGUUGCCCGCAGUAUCCUUACAGAGAACCACGUCUGCUCCUCCAGCGACUCCGACUACGACGAGGACGAACCCCGCAAAUUUUACGUCCACAUCAAACCCAUGCAGCCUCGGGAGGCAGGCAGCAAUGCCGAGGCCACCAUGGAGCAGCUCAAGGCCACCGUGGGCAACCUCAUCCUGCCCCCCAGCUUCGGGGGCACCGUCAAGCGGCAGUCAUCCCGUGACGGCACAGGGAGGGGGUGCCCAGCAGCGCAGGUGAACAG